GGGCCGGGCCCGGCGCACAAAGCCCGGGGACCGGCGGGCUCCGUGCUGUGUCGCCAUGGGGCUGGCGGCGGCGCGGGGGUGGGCGCUGUCCCCGCUGUCGCCGGGCCCGGCGGAGCGCAGCCGGCCCUACGCUGUGCUGCAGCACCAGAACCUGGUGCUGCUGGGCAGCAUCCUCAGCGCUCUCCUGCUCACCAUCAUCCUCAUGGCCAUCUGUGUCUACCGGCCCGUCCGGCGGCGGUAGCGGAGCGGGAUCCGCCGGGGCACCGAGAGAAUGCUGCAUCCCACCUGGUUCUCCCCCCUGGCAUCCACCAUCCCAGCACCGCUUCAGUCCUGCCGGUUCUCCCGUCUGGUACCCGGCACCAUCCGGUACCAUCCGGUACCAUCCCGGCGCUGCUCUGGACCCAGCAGGUUCUCCCGUCCGGUCCCCACCGUCCUGCCCUCGCUCCCCUCAGCUGCUGGGGAUGCCCUGAGGAUGCGAGUGUGGCUUUUCACCCAUCUCCGCCCGUGCUCUAUCACAUGGCUCCAUCGUGAUGUGGCUUCCAGCAGUGGUCAGGCCGGGUGCUGGAAACCACCCCUUCCCUGAGCAGACACUCCUGGAGCUCCUGGGGGUGUGUCCGCAGCGAACCCGUCUGGCUCGGAGCGGGUCUGGAGCAACGCGCCUGCCUCCCAAAUCCCAGCGUUUUGGCGAGGCUGAUCCCACACCGUGUGCUCGACAGCAUCCCCGGGGCCUGGGUUGUCACCAGAACAGGGCGAGAUUGGGGACAUUGCCCGAGGAGCAGCUCCACGUGCUCGCUCACACCACGUCUACUUCUUGCUUUCUGAUUAAUUCAGGUCCUUGUUUGAACGCUGAGUCCUGGGGGUGGGACGGGGCUUGGAGCAACCUGGGGUAGUGGAGGGUGUCCCUGUCAGGGCAGGGAGUAGAACAGGAUGAGCUUUAAGGUCCCAUUCAAAAAUAUUCCAAAGGUAAGAGCUCAGUGACCCACUCAGCAGUGGGUGAGGGGUCUGGUCCGUUCUUGCUUCUGAGCAGAAACACUGAUGUAUGCCCCGAUCCUGGUGUAGUUUUCCGGGGCCAGGCUUCUCAUUCCCAACUUUAUUUGCUUUAACUCUAAAGUUAAUAUUUGCUUUGAGGCUAAAAAGCCCCAAAUAGCCUCCCAUCAAAGCAGGCCUGCUGAACCUGGGGUGCAGGUGAGGGAUUCCAGCAUGUGCUGGUCACUGUCCUCCCGGAAACAGGAGCCUCCAAAGGUCUGCAAGCCAGGCAGAGGCUCUGGAAGAGUUUGAGCUCCAGCCAGACCCAUUUUACGCAGUUUCAGUAACAAGCGUUUACACUGAAUCCCACUUCCAUACAAAUGCUGCUAUUUUAUUUUGCACUGCUACAAGUAGUAACUGGAUUUUACUAAUUAUUAGAUAUUUAACACAGGGGUGGUUUUGCUUAGUAAUUUAUUUAGAGUUUUAAAAUGUAACUUCCAGAAAGAUUGGUGAUUUGUUCUCAAGCCCUUGCGCUGCAUCCGAGGUGUUUUCCUUUCUGUUUGAAGGACACCAAGUGCUGGAAUUGAACAGGGAUUUUCUUUCUGUCUUGUGAAAUGACAGUGAGCCUGGCCUGGAACAGAUGGAGUUGUUAAUCCAAGAGUGAGGCAGCAGGGCAGCACUGUUCUAUUGCUUUCUGCUCCUCCUUUUGCUCGCUGAUUCCUGUGUUCCUGAUUUUUCUCGGUCCUUCAUCGCUGUGAAGCCUGGCCUGCAGCCCGUGCUGCUCCUGGGGGUGGAUGGUGAAGCUCCCAGCCCCAGCUCUGCAUUCUCGGGAGCAGAAUUCCUGUUUGCUCUCAUUCCUCACUCCCUGCUAUGCCUCUUUGUACAAAUAAAACGCUCAGUAAACAA
This is a messenger RNA of Poecile atricapillus (Black-capped chickadee), 1872 nucleotides long. It is a transcript of the gene C16H12orf76, whose product is annotated as chromosome 16 C12orf76 homolog. The record is from RefSeq and is a predicted model, not a curated record. NCBI's taxonomy places the organism in Eukaryota, Metazoa, Chordata, Aves, Passeriformes, Paridae. The transcript has 2 exons. Bases 56 to 241 code for a protein of 61 amino acids.